This is a messenger RNA of Dissoconium aciculare CBS 342.82, 1455 nucleotides long. Its product is annotated as pseudouridine synthase. The record is from RefSeq and is a predicted model, not a curated record. The transcript has 2 exons. Gene Ontology annotation, biological process: pseudouridine synthesis. NCBI's taxonomy places the organism in Eukaryota, Fungi, Ascomycota, Dothideomycetes, Mycosphaerellales, Dissoconiaceae. The coding region runs from base 1 to 1455 and encodes 484 amino acids. Gene Ontology annotation, molecular function: pseudouridine synthase activity; RNA binding.
AUGAGACGUUCCCCGGUAGUUUCGCUACCGUCGCUGAAGGUGCUAGAAUAUCUACUGCGUCAAGGUCGAAUUCCAGCAUCAAGAAUGGCCGUGGUCGCCGUCAACGCACCUGCCGAGCAAGCAGAAGUGCUCGCACCGCCGCCCAAUAUCGUCACCACUCCCUGCGAUCCCUGGCCGCGGCCGUACAUCAUCGACGGAGGACUGCGUAGAGUAGCGCCAUAUCACUUCACAUACAACACUAAUUGCAAGCAAAGAUGGCGAGGUCGUGGUAUAUUGGACAUAUUCCAGGAUGAGUUUCGAGACAGGCCGUUGGAAUACUACAAAGCUGCCAUAGAGAGCGGCGCAAUUCAUGUAAACGGAAAGCCGGUAUCAUCUCCCAAUGCGCCGUUGAAUAAUGGCGACAUCAUCAGCCACACGCUUCAUCGACAUGAGCCCCCCGUCUCUUCGCAACCCAUUGGAGUGGUCCACGAAGACGACGACGUCAUUAUUAUCAACAAGCCUGCAGGCGUGCCCGUUCACCCCGCCGGUCGCUACAAUUACAACUCUGUUAUCGAAAUCCUGAGGGCAGAAAGAGGCCAUCAAUUUAAUCCUCUACCCUGCAACAGACUCGAUCGAUUGACCAGUGGUGUCAUGUUUAUCGCGAAGAAUAAGAAAGCAGCUGAAGCGAUUACCGAUCAACUCAUGGGUAGAACGAUCCGCAAAGAGUACGUCGCCCGAGUAAAUGGCGAAUUUCCCUUGGGAGAAAUUGUCUGCGAACAGCCGAUUUUGCAGAUCUCCCCUAAACUUGGAUUGAAUCGUGUUCGAGCCAAUGGAAAGGAGGCAAGGACUGUUUUCAUCAGAAUGGCAUACUACCCGCCCGCAGAGCCUGGCAGCAUGACUGCUGAUGGCACGAAACGUGAGGGCUAUAGCAUUGUACGGUGUCUGCCCCUAACGGGUCGUACACACCAGCUCCGAGUACACCUGCAAUUUCUCGGCCACCCAAUAACGAACGAUCCAAUCUACAGUAAUCGCAGAGUUUUUGGACCAAAUCUCGGCAAAGCUUCAUGUACUGACGAGGACGACGAGGACAUCAUGACGCGACUUGCACGUAUGGGCAAGGAAGAUGUCGCCGAAGCCGUCGCAUACCAUGAUGAGAUGGUAGACGAGUACAAUCGGAAGAAAGCCGAGAAGAUGACCGGGCAAUUAUGCGAAGUCUGCGGCACACCGCUGUAUAGCGAUCCAGGCCCGCACGAGCUGGGGAUUUAUUUGCAUGCGAGAAAGUAUGCUUGUGCUCACGGGAAAUGGAGCUAUGAGACGCAGCUGCCACAAUGGGCUCUCCCGCCUCCUGGUGUUGCAGGACCUCAGGAAUUGACAAAAGACACUGAUCCGAUGGCGGUCGAUCUUAUCAAGCUUGGUGUCGCGGAGGAGGCAGACUCUCCAAGUACUGCCACCUCAUCCCGUCCAGCAAUACUAUGA